GCCUGAUUUGACAGCAGCUUUCCAACAUAACCAUAAAUAAACAAACAGGAUUUUUUUCUUGGAUUUUCCUUGUUUUUGAUUUGUUUUUUAGUUCGAUAAAGUGUUAAUUCAACAAUGACAACCAGAAAAAGAAGUGGUUCGGGAUCUAAGAGACAUUUUCGCGAGAAAGUCGUUCAAAUUUACGAAUGUAUAUUUAAAGGGGAGGACAUGUCAACUAAUAAUAUACUAUUUUGGGAGGAAUUCUUUCUUCUCAAGCCCAAAGUUUCAAUAAUCGAAUCAGAAAUACAAAAAAUGACAUUGGAGCAGUUUACUGCAUCCAAGCAAAAUAUAAACUUAGUUUUUAAUCAAGGCAUAGAUAUUUUGGACCAACAGAACAGCAUAAGGGUUGCUUACAGCCUGCAAACUUUGUGUGCUAUUUUAAAUUCAAUAUUUAAAAAGGCGAUUGACGCUCAAAUAGACUGCAUUGAGUUUUUGACUGGAUUUGAGAAUUAUGAGACAAAAAUACAAAAGUUGCUUACAAUUUGCCAAACAUAUCUAGAAGGUGAAUUACCGGAGGUAGUAAAAAGCCUAUGCUUAAAAAUAAUUUUAAUUUUAAUAACAGGAAUAGACUCUAUAAACCAAAAUUCACUAAUAGAAUACAUAAUGAUAUCUUCGUUAUUUGACUGCUUAGUAAAAUUACUUUGCGAUGUUCCUACAAGACAAAGGCAUGGAUAUGAUGUAGUAUUAAUAAUAACCUUGCUUGUAAAUUACAGAAAAUAUGAUGCUGCAAAUCCAUAUGUUGUAAAACUGUCAAUUUUAGAUGAUGAAUUAGCUUUAAACGGUUACGGUCAAGUUAUUACUUCAUCUUUAUCAGAGUUCUGUAAUCAAUACAAUAAUGAACAUACUGAAAACCAAAACUCCUCUUGGUUUUCUUCAUUGACAAACAUGGUUGGGAAUAUUUUCAUUUCUGAAGAGGGAGGAUUCAGGACACAGCAAGUGAGAGCUAAUAAUGCUCUAUUAUUGGCUUUUUAUGAGGCCAUACAUUUAAAUAGAAAUUUUAUAACCACUUUGGCUCACACUCAGACUGACAGCAGCUCACCUCCAUCACCAAAUAGUACACUUAGUAAUAUUCAGGGGACCCCAGAUUUGUCUAAUGUGCAAGCCACUUAUGAUAUUACAAGUCAGCCUUCCAAUUUGCUUGUUAUUUUCUUCCAAUAUUGUUCAAUAGUUAUGCAAGACACAAAAACAGAAGCGGGCACAAACACGGUAAAACUGGCUUUUCUUAUUUUGGGUUGCAUAACAGAAGACCAAUAUGCUAACUCCUUAAUGCAUGAUGUGAGUCUUGCUUUUAAAGUACUAUUGCACAGAUUACCAAUGAGGCAUAGAAAACUAAAUCCAGAUAAAACCACAUCUUCCCAGCCCUUAGUCUGCACCCUCCUUGAUUUGCUCAUAGAAUUUAUACUGAGUCAUAUGAUGAAGAAAUUUCCAAUGGAACUGUACAUUCUAUGCUUGGGUAUUAUUCAACGAAUACUUUGCCAUCAAAAGAAAUGCAGAAUAAGAUUAAACUACGCCUGGAAAGAACUUUGGACUGCCUUAAUUUCUUUACUCAGAUUUAUCUUGCAAAACGAAAACUAUUUGGGAAAAAAAAUGAACAUAUUCGAUUUGUGCAUCAAAAUAGUAAAUAUUCUCAACUUUUUUAUUACUUAUGGCGAUAACUUUUUGCCAACCCCUGGUAGCUAUGAUGAACUUUAUUACGAAGUGAUUAGAAUGAAUCAAGUGUUUGAUAAUAUUUAUUCAAUGGGGCUGAGAUACUCGAUGGGAGAGGGAGAUUUUAAGGAAGAUGCUUUAAAACUGAACAAUGCCUUAUUUAAUGUUAGAGCUAUAGUCAAGCAUUUUAAUCCUAAAAUAGAACAGUGGCUAGUUUCGGCUAAUCUAUCCACGCCAAGUGAAGAACAAAUAUUGGACAUUGUCAAAAAGAAUUACGAUAGUCUUACCUUAAAGUUGCAAGACUUCUUGGAUCAUUAUGAGAGAUAUACUGAAAAACCAAAUUAUACGCCGUUCUUCAGGAAUAUGGUAACUAAUAUUUUAUCUGAUACAAGGACUAGUGUGAGCUGUUCUUUAUUGAAUUUUACGAACAUUGCUUGUGAAUAUCCUAUUUUAUAAAAUUUUGUAUUUAUAUAUUAAUUUACUGUUAAAUGUUGAAACAGAUUUUUAACCAAAAAUUGUAUUAAAUAGAGAUAAGUCAAUAAAUAUAUUUUAUGUUCCU
Brassicogethes aeneus is the source of this 2245-nucleotide messenger RNA. NCBI's taxonomy places the organism in Eukaryota, Metazoa, Arthropoda, Insecta, Coleoptera, Nitidulidae. The record is from the annotation of a GenBank genome assembly.